UUUUCUGUCCCUUCCAUAGGUUGGUGGUGGUGUACCGGAUUCAGCAUAGCAUUUAUGGUGAACAUUGCCUUUUCCAAGACCUAAAAGUUAAAUUGAUCAUAAUAUUAAUUGAUGACGCAAGGAAAUGCAUCCCAUUGCAUGCAUGUCGUUUCGCAUACUUUUUAUAUAUAUGGUUGUGUUAUAUAUAUAGAUAUGUAUCAGUGUUACAUGUAUAGCUUUUUGUGUCUUCUUCCUCUUCUUUUAUUUUUUAUUUUUUCUUAUUUCCAGUCUCUUGGCUAACUUGAAAUGGAGAGAGGUUUUCUGGGUUUGAAGUGGGAAGAGUCUUGUGUGACUGCUAGAAAGAAAUUUAAGCAUACAAUCAUUCAUUCUUCAGGUGGUGGAGUGCAAUGUUCAUCAAGUGCAAACAGAUUCUCUUCUCUUUCUCAUCACCAGAAAACAGACCAGCUUCAAAGGCAAACAACUGAGAAUUUCUACUCAUCUUCUCCAACAUAUUUUCCUGUUUCCUAUAAUUCUAUCGAUUAUACCAUCAAAACCACUCCUAAUUUAGCACAGAGUAACUACUACAACAGGGAAAUGAAAGAUCCUGCCCCAGACAACUCAGUAUUAUUGAGUAGAAAUAAACGUAUUCCAUUCCCCACUAGUGUUGCUACCUCCACUGAGAAUACAGGGAGUGGUAGUGGUAAAACUGCUCCAACUAACCCAUAUUUUGGAGGGAUGUCGAAUAUGGAAAGAUUACCAUCUAAUUUCUCUCAUCAAAUGGGUCAUGCUGUUGUCAAUCAGGGAACAAAUUCCAAUACUGCAACUGAUGUAAGGCUGAAGUGAUAAUGUCUAUGGCUAAAUUUGGUUCGAUGCCCUCAGUGGGAGAAAUGGCCAGAAGCGACAGCCAAGCAGAAGCAAAGCCUCUUAAAACUAAUUCAAAUUCCGUACAAUAUUCUACUUUUAUAACUUAUUUGGAAGCAAGUGAACAAAGGAAAUUGACUUUGCCUUAUAAUAUAUAGUUCACCAAUAUUGAAAACCUAUGUAAUAUCUAUUCAAAUAUGAUUACAUAUUGUGACAUUUUAAUGAGUGACUAGUUUGUGCCGCAGGCUGCAGCGCCUGUUCCUCAAGUUCUAAACCGUGUUGCACAAAGACCAACCAGCGACAAGCUUGGCUAGAAACAACCAGCGACAUAAUUCACCUAAUCAUAUUUAUCAAUUGUAAUAUGUAGAAUUUGAUCAGAAAUUUGAUAUGUUUUGUUUCGUUUUCUAUGUAGAA
This is a messenger RNA of Ziziphus jujuba (common jujube), 1254 nucleotides long. RefSeq names its product protein TIFY 6B. Bases 286 to 822 code for a protein of 178 amino acids. The transcript has 4 exons. The record is from RefSeq and is a predicted model, not a curated record. NCBI's taxonomy places the organism in Eukaryota, Viridiplantae, Streptophyta, Magnoliopsida, Rosales, Rhamnaceae.